CAUCACCAGUUGCAAGGUGAGAUGCUCUGCACUUUCUUGUGGUGUCUGGCUUAUACUCGCACUAAAAUAGCGGUGUUCUGCAGACAAACCGCACCCCGAUUUAAUGUCCGGCGCCUACUCCUGCACCAGGGUUGAGUCCCUGAUGAAACCCGACCCGAAUACAUCUCGUCAUCGGCUGCGGAAUCUUCCAAGUACAGAUGAAGCAGGUAGCUGCUGGUAUGCGCAUCGAAAAUGCACCUCUCGGCAGAUGUGGUGCGCGUUUCUGCACCUGGGAACCAUCCUCUCUUCGCGCGGCACUGUAGUCACAGUGGACGAGGUAAUCUCUGAGAUGUUGCCGCCGAGAACGCCUUCCCGGAGAAUCGCUGCCGCGGAAUCGGUGUCUUGCAUGUACGUGCAGUGUGGAUUCCCAUCUAGGACAUCAUGAACAUAAAGGAUUCCCAGGCCCUUUCGUCUUACCACUCGGUAAUCGGCAUCACUUGCUCCUCGCCAAGUCUUGUCACAUUGCCUUGUCUUUCGCUCUCUCCUAGCCACCUGUGGUGAAUUGUCCAGUCUUUUAGAAAUCCUCCCCUCAUUUUGGCUGUCUGUCGCUCGUUCAAACACCACCAUGGCACCUUAUAGUGCCUACACACACGCACAUGGGCCCCUGGCAUCGCAAAACUCGGCAUCAUCCCUCUUCGAUCUCGAAACUCCAGCUACUCCAAGAAAUCGCUAUCACGCUUACCUCAGCAGUGGUUCCACACCAAACUCAUCCACCAACCUGGGACGUCUGUCAGAGAAAUACAGGAGCCGAGGGAAGUCAUUACAUGUGCCGCCAACAGAGUAUCCAACAGGAUGGACGUUUGCUUGUAUCAUCAUCGCCUUGGUUCUCAGCGUCUUUCUCGUUUCUCUCGACAUGACAAUAGUAGCAACCGCCAUUCCAAAGAUCACCGACGAGUUCAACGGCCUCGAAGACGUAGCCUGGUACGGCGCAGCUUUCUUCAUGACUGUCGGCGGGUUCCAAUCCUCGUGGGGCAAGGUGUUCAAGUAUUUUCCGCUCAAGAUCUCUUACCUCAUCUCCAUCUUCAUCUUUGAGCUUGGGUCAUUGAUCUGUGGCGUGGCACCCAAUUCACCUACUCUAAUCAUUGGCCGUGCUGUUGCCGGGGUGGGAGCGGCUGGUAUCGGCUCCGGAGCAUACACCCUCAUCGCCUUUUCCGCCGAGCCGAAAAAGCGACCAGUCUUCACCGGCAUUAUUGGCACGGCCUAUGGUGUUGCUGCCGUUGUUGGACCGCUGAUUGGAGGCGCAUUUGCGGAUAGGGUGACGUGGAGAUGGUGCUUCUUCAUCAACUUGCCCAUUGGCGGACUGUCGGCGCUGAUUAUCAUCCUCUUGUUCCGGACCCCAGCGGGAUGCAAGCCGGCGGAGGCGACUCUCAAGGAGAAGCUUUUGCAGUUGGACCCCGUUGGCACGGCACUCAUCAUGGCCGGUGUCAUCACAUACAUUCUUGCGCUGCAAUAUGGCGGGCAGACACUUGCAUGGCAUCACCGGAAGGUCGUUGGACUGUUGGUUGGAUUCGUCAUGAUUUCCAUCGCGUUUGGUGUCUGGGAGUGGUAUAAUGGGGAGAGGUCCAUGAUCGUACCAAGGCUAUUCGUGCAGAGGCAGGUGUGGGUUUGCAGCAUGUUUUCGUUACUGUUUGCCGGGAGUUAUUUCAUCAUCAUUUAUUACCUGCCGAUUUACUUCCAAAGUAUCGGCAAUGCUACACCGACGGAAUCAGGGGUGAAAAACCUGCCGCUGAUUCUGUCGGUCACAGUAGCGACGAUCGUGGGAGGAGGGGCGGUUUCGGCGACGGGGUAUGCUACACCUUUAGCGGUGGUAGGGGCAGCGCUGGCUACCGUGGCGGCUGGUCUGUUGUACACACUUGACAUUAGGUCAUCGGCGGGCAUGUGGAUUGGAUAUCAAAUCCUGGGAGGUAUUGCGUGGGGGAGUGCGUUCCAAAUUCCCAUCAUCGUCAGCCAGGCGACGGCCGAGAUUGACGAUUUGAGCAGUGUCACUGCUAUCGUUCUUUUCUUCCAAACAGUUGGUGGUGCCUUCUGGGUCUCGGCUGGUCAAUCCGCCUUUGUCAACGAACUCAUGAAGGAACUGGCCAUCUCAGCGCCUGAUGUCAACGCACUUGCAGUCUUGGGCACAGGCGCCACCGCGAUCAGGACCGUUUUCCCCGCGGAGCAAGUACCGGGGAUUUUGAUCGCCUACAUGGCCGGAAUCAAAACAGCAUUAGCGAUUGCCAUUGGAGCCGUUGGACUUUCCUUUGUUUUGAGUUUUUUCUUCAGCUGGAAAAGACUAAACCCAGAGACCUUGAGGGCUGCUGGGGCGGUGGCAUAGGGGUGAGGACGAUUUUCCUUAUUUACGAUUUUGAUUGUUGAUUUUCAAAUAUGCCAGAACAGGCGGGCUGGCGUUUUACUUUGGAUUAAUUGGGCUAUCGGACACGGGGUUUUAGAAAGGUGCUUUAAUCAGGGUGGAUAAUGGGUGGGCUUUACGAUUCGAAAAGGGGGUUUCAUGUGUGUGCUUUGGCAAAUAAUUGGUGAUCAUGAUACGACGCUCUUAGCAAAAUGAUAGAACAAUCAAUGAAUUCAAACAACAAAGA
This is a messenger RNA of Podospora pseudopauciseta, 2615 nucleotides long. RefSeq lists its product as uncharacterized. NCBI's taxonomy places the organism in Eukaryota, Fungi, Ascomycota, Sordariomycetes, Sordariales, Podosporaceae. Gene Ontology annotation, cellular component: plasma membrane. Gene Ontology annotation, biological process: transmembrane transport. The record is from RefSeq and is a predicted model, not a curated record. Bases 605 to 2353 code for a protein of 582 amino acids. The transcript has 3 exons. Gene Ontology annotation, molecular function: transmembrane transporter activity.